Molecule: messenger RNA, 2021 nt
Organism: Gloeophyllum trabeum ATCC 11539
Lineage: Eukaryota; Fungi; Basidiomycota; Agaricomycetes; Gloeophyllales; Gloeophyllaceae
Product: hexokinase
Exons: 9
Coding region: 85-1773 (562 amino acids)
Biological process (GO): glycolytic process; intracellular glucose homeostasis; glucose 6-phosphate metabolic process
Cellular component (GO): mitochondrion; cytosol
Molecular function (GO): ATP binding; glucokinase activity; D-glucose binding
Source: RefSeq, a predicted model, not a curated record
GUGUAUAUCUAUCUCUCCUCACAACAACUCUAAGUCCCGCCUAACUUAUAUCCUGUCCCCCAGUCCCCACAAGCGCAAUUCAGAAUGGCGCAUACAUCCGCCCUAUUCGAGUCCUUCCCGGACACGUCCCAGCGCAUCCUCGAUGACAUCGAAAAGCAGUUCCAGCUCGACCAGAAGGACCUUGUCGAGCUCACGACGCAGUUUUUACGCGAAUUCAGCUUGGGUUUGGGAGAGUACAACCAUCCGAUGGCUAUGAUCCCGACUUUCGUCACAGGUGUUCCGGAUGGCACUGAAACUGGCACAUUCCUCGCACUCGAUCUCGGUGGGACAAACCUUCGUGUCUGCGAAGUCGAGUUACACGGAGACCACACCUUCACCCUUCGUCAGCAGAAGUACAAAGUCUCAGAGGCCCUCAAGGUCGGCGAGGCGGCCGCGCUGUUUGACUAUCUAGCAGAUUCCGUCGACGCUUUCCUGACGGACCACGCGUCUUCCGCAACACCGCAAGGCGACGCGGACCUGAUUCCACUGGGCCUGACCUUCUCGUUCCCCGUCGAGCAGACAGCCUUGGACGAGGGGAAGAUCUUGACAUGGACGAAAGGUUUCAAUGCAAAAAACUCCAUCGGACGAGACGUGGUCAAGCUGUUACAGGACGCGUUCGACCGGAAGCAUUUACACGUAAAGUGCGUCGCGCUAAUCAAUGACACAGUAGGCGCCCUACUCUCGCGCUCCUAUACUGCAGGAGCGUCUCUACUAGGCAAGUGUGCCAUCUUCGGUACCGGUACAAACGGUGCCUACCUCGAAGACGUUGCGAAGAUCACCAAGCUCGGCAAUUCUCCGGCGGCUGCCAAAGGCGGAAAGAUGAUCGUCAAUACGGAAUGGGGCGCAUUCGACAAUGCCCGGAUAGUGCUCCCCAGUACUCCGUUUGACAACAAGUUGGACCGAGAGUCGAUCAAUCCGCACUUCCAGGCAUUUGAGAAGUUCAUUUCCGGGAUGUACCUCGGUGAAAUCACGCGGAAUCUUCUGCUCGCGCUCAUGGAUGCUACGCCGAAACCUAUCUUGUUUGGCGGCAAGAGCACGCCCGCGCUCAAUAGCCAUUACGGGCUGGACACCGCGGUGAUGAGUCAGGUGGAGGAGGCAUGGGAGGGUAUCCAGGAGAAGGAUACCGUGGCGGACAUUAAGCAAGGCGACAAGACGAUGGAGAGCACGAGCCCGGAGGCGACGGCCAUCGUCAACGGAACGGCCGCUCCAGCCCAGCCAAAGGUGACGCUGAAGUUCGACCCUGAGUCGACGCAAAAUGAGAUGAAGGGCCCGUCGUCGCUGCCGACAUCGUAUUCGCCGCAGCAGCUGGCGGCGCUCGAGCGGAUCAGGGCGGUGCUCGUGCGCGAGCUCGGGUUCCAGUCGCCGGAGGACGUGACGCUAAGGGAUGCCGCGAUUGUGCGGUGGGCGUGUGCGUUGGUCGCGGAGAGGGCGGCGAAGCUCAGCUCGUGCGCUGUUGCUGCCGUUCUUGUGCAGACCGGGUACGCGAAGUUGGGAGGUGGAGUUGUCGAGGGUGCGGAUAAGACCCGAAUUGGCGUCGGCGUGGACGGAAGUCUCAUCCAACAUUAUCCGAGAUUCCAGGCCCAGGUGAUGCAGUCGCUGCGUGGUCUCGUAGGGAAGGACGUGGAAGAGCGAGUGGAAUUGGGUAUGGCGAAAGACGGAAGUGGCGUCGGAGCUGCUCUCUGCGCUUUGAUGGCCAUCAAACAACAUCCCGACAUCCUAAACCAAGGUUCUUGAUUCCCUUAGAUAUAUUGAUAGAAAUAAGGCAUAAAAUGUAGCGAAAGAAACUUGUACGUUUAGCGAAGCUUUCUUGUAUCCCUGUUGAUCUGUGUUCUACGUCUUGGCGCUAGCCGCUCGCUGCUUCAGGGGGUGUGGCCUUUGGGAUCCUGAUGAGAGACAGUAUGAGUUAUGGAAGUAAAUAAUGCCGUGUAUUGUAAAAGUCUUGUCAGAAUAUAGAAAGCAACUCAUUCGCUGACGUGGCGCGU